This is a messenger RNA of Anopheles moucheti, 1593 nucleotides long. It is a transcript of the gene Kdsr, whose product is annotated as 3-ketodihydrosphingosine reductase. Bases 258 to 1241 code for a protein of 327 amino acids. The transcript has 3 exons. Gene Ontology annotation, molecular function: 3-dehydrosphinganine reductase activity. Lineage: Eukaryota; Metazoa; Arthropoda; Insecta; Diptera; Culicidae. Gene Ontology annotation, biological process: sphingolipid biosynthetic process. Gene Ontology annotation, cellular component: endoplasmic reticulum membrane. The record is from RefSeq and is a predicted model, not a curated record.
UUACAAUUCCGGCAACACUCGACUAGAACAAUUUAAUUAUUAAAGCAUAAUUCCUCUUCAAAAAUCGAAAACUAUCGUAUCUAUCUAUCGCUCCUGCACUGCACUUCAGCCUGGAUUCUGUAAAGUACGGCCAACGUUUUAUCUCUUAUCAGCAUUUUUAACUAAUCUUCUGUCAAUCGACUUGCGGGUCCAAAUAAGCAUCCAUCAAUCGAAUACGGUUGAGCCUCCGGCAUUGCAGACAUCGAGUUCUGCACGACAUGAACCAUUCCACCGAAAUCAUCCUGACCAUUGCCGGCAUUGUGUUGGUACAUGGGUUAAUUUUCUACUUUCUCACACGAAAGUCCCGACUGAUUAAGGGCAAACAUGUGGUCGUUACGGGCGGUUCCAGUGGGAUCGGUCUGUGGGCAGCAAUCGAGUGCGUCAGAUUAGGGGCGCACGUUACUAUCAUAGCACGAAACGUGUCCCUUUUGGAAAAAGCGAAAGAAGAGCUCGAAAAGAGACGCAUCCGUGACACACAACUGAUACAAUUCCGAUCGGUUGAUCUUUCCAAGAGUUACGAUGUGGUGAAAAACACGCUGCACGAGUUAGAGCAAGCGGUCGGACCGAUCCACAUGCUUAUCAACUGUGCCGGUAUGGCCAUUUGCGGCACCAUCGAAGACACCUCGAUCGAGGACGCCCGGAAACUGAUGGAUGUGAACUAUUUCGCUACCUACUACCCGACCCGCUACGUUUUGCCAAAGAUGAAGGAAGCCGGGGACGGUAUCAUCGUGAUUACUGCGUCCCAGGCAGCGCUGAUGGGAAUUUAUGGUUACGGUGCGUACGCUGCCUCCAAGUUUGCCCUUCGUGGAUUAGCCGAAACGAUCGCAAUGGAAGCACGGCAUCGUGGCGUUAGUGUCACGCUUGCCCUACCGGCCGAUACCGAUACACCCGGGUUUGAGGCGGAAAAUCGUUCCAAGCCGGAGGAAACGAAAAUUAUUUCCGGAUCGGGCGGAUUAGCAAAACCGGAGCACGUCGGCAAGCGGAUCGUGCAGGACGCGCUGAAGGGUUCGUUUUUCUCCAUUAUGGGACUGGAAAGCUGGGUGUUGAGUAUUCUGUGCGUCGGUAUGGCACCGUGGCGUGGGCCAUUGUUGUGCUUUGUGCAGUUUUACCUGUUGGGACCCCUGCGGCUUAUCGGGCUGGCACUGCAGUGGAACUUCCAGCGGAUUAUAAAGAACUGUGCCAAACAGCGACAACGUACAUGAACAACCAAAGGCAAUGGCGACGAGUGGAAAUGCGAUGGCGAUCAAAUUAAACGUAACUGAAUCCACCUAAACACGAUAAAACAAUACAAUUAGCAACAAUAUUGCAUUUCCUUUAGGGACUGCAAUGUGUGUAAUAUCCAAAACUCAAAAAAUAGCAUCGUGCAUUAAUCUUAAGUUUUGAUAACACAAAUUUAGAAAGAGACUACCUAAAAAUACGCGCACAACUUUCACAUCAGAUUAGGAAGGUAAAGCUCUAAAAGGAUCGAUUUAUGUAAAUCAGUUCUUACAAUAUUCAAACAUAAUAAAACCAAAAAACAGUAUUGCGUGAUGUUAAAAGAUCAAAAUUUACUAU